Molecule: messenger RNA, 240 nt
Organism: Heterotrigona itama
Lineage: Eukaryota; Metazoa; Arthropoda; Insecta; Hymenoptera; Apidae
Source: the annotation of a GenBank genome assembly
GCAUUUGUAUUAAGCAGUCCAAGUACAGAAUCUGGAUUGGACGAUGCGAAUUUGAAAAUUGUCGAGGACAAUUCAAGGACAAUCGAGGACAUCCUACUUGUAUCGGAAGGCCAGCGGAAUAAGUAUUUUAUUCUCGAGGUGAACUUGCAUGAAAUCAUUAAGAUUUUAUUACUGGAGAAGGUGUACUUUAUUCCGAUUGGCUUACCACUUACGGAUCUAGUACCGCCUCUGCCAGUCUAC